This is a messenger RNA of Trichogramma pretiosum, 1892 nucleotides long. RefSeq names its product protein phosphatase 1 regulatory inhibitor subunit 16B-like. Lineage: Eukaryota; Metazoa; Arthropoda; Insecta; Hymenoptera; Trichogrammatidae. The coding region runs from base 158 to 1858 and encodes 566 amino acids. The transcript has a single exon. Gene Ontology annotation, cellular component: nucleus; cytoplasm. The record is from RefSeq and is a predicted model, not a curated record. Gene Ontology annotation, molecular function: protein binding.
CCGCGGCAUGACCAAAACUCGAGCACACGUCGAAUCGUCGCUCCGUUCAGUAUACACGCGUUACGACACCCGAGCGUAAAUCACGAAAAAUCGGUAGCUUCGUGAUAAAAGUCGAACAUUUUUAUUCAGCUUUACAAGACAACGCAUCGAAGUGAGAAUGUCCCAAUCGGAUCCCGAUGGCAUCCGCGAAGACGUCCACGACUGCGGCUGCGACGAUCCAUCGGCCAGUCCAUCGGAGAAACUGCAGAUCAUGCGAGCGGAGGUCGAUUGGGAGAACGAAGAGGAGCGACGACGAUUUUUCCAUCGACUCUAUCCUUUGAUCGAAAAUUGGGACGACGAUCAUCUUCCCGAUCUCAGGGACAUUUUUCGCCCGGAAGAGAUCGACUGGCUUCUCACGGAAGACCUAAAAAAAAAUAGGUCCGAAGCCGAGAAAAAAUAUUCCCUCAUCGAGUUCGUGAUUCGCAGCGGCUACAAGGACAGGCCCGAACUGAAUGAGGACAAAAAGCCGAUACUGCGUCGCACCACGGCACUGCACGAAGCGUCCCGACUCGAAUGCAGUGCAGACCUCGCUCGUAGUCUGUUCGACAUAUACAGGAGAUACGACGCGAAUUACGUCGACGAGGACGGCCUGACGCACUUCCACGUGGCCUGCGGCUUCGACUUGGUGGGCAAGGUCGCGCAAUUCCUCGUGUUCGGCCAGAAUCCCAAUUUUCCGGGCUCGAUGAUCGAGCCACCUUUACACGUGGCUCUGCGCAACCGCUCGGAGGAGAUGACCGAGGUGCUGCUGAGAGCGGGCGCCGACCCGAGCCUACCCGACCCAAGAGACGGUAUGACACCGCUGCACGCCGUUUGCGACUCGGACUUUUGCUGCAGCGAUCUGGCGGUGAUCCUGUACGAGGCCGGCCUAGAGAGAAAACGGCCGAUCGACGUGAACGCCCGAGACCGAUUGGGUCGUACGCCGCUGCACUACGCCCUGAAGCAGGAGUGCGAGAAGGACGUGGCGCUGCUGCUGCGGCACGGGGCGGAUCCGAACUGCGCCGACGACGAGGGAGCGACUCCGCUUCACUUUCUCGCCAAGAUCGGCUGCGACGACGACUUCAUGGAGAGAUUCUUCGAGGUAUGCGACGACAAUAAUCUGAAGCUGCAGGUCAACACGAGGGACAAUUUGGGUAGGACGCCUCUCGACUGGGCCCUGAGGAAUCUCUUGGCGAGAUCCGUCGGCGUGCUGCUGGAUCGCGGCGCCGAUCUGACCGGCCUCGACUUUCCCACCGAGGACUACUUCGAGCAUCCGUAUCUGCAGCCGGAGAUCGGCCACGGACUCUUUCACAAAUUGCCGAUAAAGAUCGCGUCGGACGCGAUGGCCAUCGUCGAGCAGCUCGAAAAGAAAGGAUACGAGCUGAACUCCAGCGGCGCCUUCAUCAUCAUCAAGACGUUGGCCGACUACGAAGUGUUCCAGGAUGUACCGAUCGUUAGAAGCGGCCCCGAGUACGAGAAAUUUGCGCAGGAGGCGAGAGAGCACAUGAUCAACGCGGACCUGUCGCUCUACGAUCUGAUGCAGCUGCGGCCCGAGGAGGCGGAGCAACGACUGACGCACGCCGACUACACGAGAUUCGUCGAGUCGGACUUUGAAUUUCCCGCCGCGUCGCGGCGCGCGUACGUCCUGCACCUGAGCGAGACGAUCACGCGGGGAUUUUGCCGGCGAUGGGCCCUGAGAUCCUUCCUGGAGGUGACGCGCUACAAGUACCCGAUUCCUUGGUGCGAGGAGUGGAUCAAUUCGUGCAACAACAAGAAUUUGUUCUUCAUGAACCUGUUGAUCAAUUUUAUUUUGUUGUCCGAGACCAUUCCUGUACUGAAUUAGUAAGUAAAUAAAGAUCUUUUCAUUUUCUCGAAAA